Molecule: messenger RNA, 6607 nt
Organism: Cydia pomonella (codling moth)
Lineage: Eukaryota; Metazoa; Arthropoda; Insecta; Lepidoptera; Tortricidae
Product: cell adhesion molecule Dscam2-like
Exons: 35
Coding region: 1190-5704 (1504 amino acids)
Molecular function (GO): protein binding
Source: RefSeq, a predicted model, not a curated record
CACCAGUCAUUCCACAGGUUUCUUCUAAAUAUUAGUUUUCAGUAACUCGUUACGUUCCAAUGUUUCGAUUUUAUCGAUAUUUUCUAGAACUUCUAGUUUAUCCGUUUCUUUCGAUUUACUCGGUCAUAUGUAAAGGUUUCGUCCUUUUUUAAGUAAUAUAAUUGACACCCCACGUAGUAACGGAUAUACUAUGCGGUUUAAGAGGAAUUUCCUCCUGCUGACACUCCGGCUGUGGAAUCAGCUUCCUGCCGCUGAGGUUUUCCUAAAGGUCUGCCGUAUGGGGUUCUUCAAAAAAGGAGUGGAGUAAAGGGUCGACAACGCGCAUAUAACACCUCUGGAGUUACUGAAGUCCAUAGGCUACGGUGAAUGCUUAACAUCAGGCGGGCCGUAUGCUUGUUUGUCACCGUCAUGGUAUAUAAAAAAUAAGCUUAUAAUGACUGGGUUUUAUUUAUUUACCGCACUAUGCAGUUGUAACAGUUUUGAAUGAUUCACGGUUAGUUUCAGUAAACUUAAAUCGACCGGGAUAUAAACCGUGAUUACCUUUUAUAUUGUUUUUGAGCUCCCGAUAUUUCGACGCAGUUACAUGCAUCUUGUUCACGGGUAACUUAAAUCGACAGGGUUUAUUUUAUAUCCCGGGUAGGUUCAGAAUACAGCUUUAGGUUGUAUUGUUAUCAUCAGAUUAAGAUAAUUCAAUAAUAUCUCUAUAGGUAGGUAUACUGACAAUAAAUCAAUUAGAAUAGAAUAGAAGUAGUUUAUUCGUGGCAAAAAUACACAGAUAAAAAUAGGAACAAAAAGAAACUUCACAUCACAACGUAUAACAUUACAUGACAUGACACUUAUUAGCCAUGAAAUGGUCCCGAUUCAGCAUGGUGUUAGCCUGGAUGGGCCAACGCUGGUCUUCCGCCGGGGACAUACCUAAUUACGUUAUUGCUAUAAAUUAUUAUUUAUAUCUGAGUUACCAAUACUCGUAGUCCUCAUUUGUUUUUGGCUGAUGCGACUACUGUAAUUGCAGGACACUUCCUUUUUUAAACAAACGAAUUUCUUAGGAACUGAUUUCACUGUAGAAUUCUUCGUGAUGAUGUAAUUAACACCAAUGUGCAAAGAUCAUACAGGCUCAUUUGAUUAAAAAAACAAAGGUUAUAUUUUAUAAUCUAAAAUAUGUUUCGUUUGUUUCAGAAUAACGCGCAACAUGAAAAACGUUUGGAUGAUCAUCUUUGCUGUUAUUACAAUCAGUGCAAAUAUUGCGAUAACGAAGAACGCAGAGCGCCUUGGUCAAAUAAAACUGCAUAAAAGUGCUAAAUCAACGUCUCCCGGGGACGAAAAGGAUGCGGAAAAGAUCUUGGCGUACCGGAAUUACGGUAUACCACUUUAUAGUGAGGCAAGUCGUAACUACACCACUAGAAUUAUUUCACACAGAAAAACUAGACGAAAAGGGAAUAUUAUUGUAAACCGCUUCAGACGUGAUUUAGUAUCCGGCAAUAUUAUUAUAACACACAAUUUUAACGAGAAGAUCCUGACACCCGGGGACGACGUCAGUUUACAAUGCACAGCAACGGCUGAGAGGCCACCUCGGUUCGUCUGGAACAGAGACGGAGUCGUUAUAUCCCCAAACACAGAACAAAGAUACACUAUAGGCCAGAUGAUGUCACCCAAUGGGGUCGGUGUUGUGUCCCACUUGAAUAUAACACGGUCUAGAGUGGAGGAUGGCGGCUUGUACUCCUGCAUAGCAGUGGAAGGGGAAUCCAGUGUCAGUCAUUCAGCUAGGAUCGACGUUUAUGGUCCACCGUAUAUCAGGUCUUUACCGCCAAUAAAAGUUCAGAGCGGAGAGCCAUUGAAGUUGCGGUGCCCGUACUAUGGGUUCCCAAUAAGUAAACUCGACUGGGAACACAGAGGCAAAAGAAUAUUAAGUUCAAUGAUAUCACAACAUCCAAGAUAUAAGAGAUCAAGCGACACACAAAGAGAGCUAUUGCUAAGGCAAACUGGACAUGAGUUAAGUGUCGAACAAAUCAGUACAGGAUUUAAACAUAGUGAAAAUUAUCGUAUAAAGCGGCAGUUAUUUGAACCUAAUGAAGAUGGAGUUCUAAGUAUACCAAAAGUAUUGAAGGAAAGUAACGGAGAAUCCUAUACAUGUAUUGUACACAGUCCUUCAGGUGAAAUGGCAAGACGGUCUUUUGAAAUCCAAGUUGUCGAAGCUCCAGAGCUGGACGAGCUGCGAGUGGGUACAGGACUGAAAGAAGGACAGAUUGUACAAAUCACCUGCAACAUCAUCAGUGGCGAUCCCCCAAUCUACUUUUCCUGGUUGAAGGACGGCAAGAAAAUGCCAGCCAGUCUCAAGAUAACUGAGAGAAGCUCAGAACUAUUCAGCGUUUUAAUCAUCAAGAGAGUGUCUUUGGAGCACUGUGGGAAAUACACGUGCAUCGCGACCAAUCACGUCGGGAAAGUGAAUCAGACAGCCGACCUUUACAUAAAUGUGGCCCCAAAGUGGAUAGACGAGCCAACCAACACGUCGCUUCUGCUCGGCCAGAGAGGAGUGGUGUAUUGUAACGCCAACGGCUACCCUACUCCGCAGAUACACUGGAUGAAGAGAGAUGCUACUCUUGGUAUUUGGAGACCCGUCCUCGACCUGGCUGGCGGCGGCAUCAUGAGCUACCCCAAUGGCACGCUCGUCAUCGAGGUAGUCUCUCUGGCUGACGAGGGCGUAUACUCCUGCAACGUCGAAAAUGGCGUCGGGGACAGUUUAAACAAAAACCUGUGGAUCAGCGUUAAUAAACCAGUGCACUUCGAAUCAAUGGGCUCGAAUGUGACGACCAAGGUGGGCCUGCCGGUGGCCCUAACGUGUCGUCCGCUAGGUGACAACCCCAUCCGGGUCAAAUGGAGCCUCAACGGAAACCCUGUAGAUUUCACUUCUUCCAGAAUAUCGGUAUCUGAAACCAAAAUCCACAACGGUAUCAAGAGCAUCAUCAGUAUCAACUUUGUGGAGAGCAGAGACGGAGGGAACUACGAGUGCAGAGCUAGUAACCCCUAUGGAGUAGCGGCGUAUAAUUUACAUCUAAGGAUACUGGAACCGCCUACUCCCCCACUGGACUUGCAAGUGGACUCGGUGACGAGUGACUCGGCCAAGCUGUCGUGGCGUGACACCAUCAGUUCGCACGUCCAGUACUACAACGUUCAGUACGCCACCAGCGACUUCAUGCUUUGGGAUACCGCUAAGAGCAUCAACAUUACGAGGCAAGACAACGAAAUUCGUCAGAGCAUAGAGCUCCGAGACUUGAUGCCGGCCGUGGACUAUAGAGUGCGAGUGGCUUCGGGUAACCAGGUCGACCUCAGUCCUUUCACGCAACCCGCUCAUUUCACUACGCAACAAAAAGCUCCAUCAUCCACGCCGUUGGGAGUCCAAGUCCAGGCAACAGAUAACCCCGGAGAGCUGAUCGUGUCCUGGCUGCCGCCGCCUAGAGACAGCCAUAACGGACACUUGCAAGGGUACCACGUCAAAGCGGUGCCAAGGGUCGGCGGUGAUAUUGGAACUGAUGAUACUCACACGAAAGUUCUUAAAGUGAUUUCAAGAAAAGGAAAACAAGAAACGACGUUGAGUGGGCUGUUAAAAAAUACAAGAUAUGCUGUUUCAGUGAGUGCUUUUAAUUCUGCCGGUAACGGCCCAUUUUCGUUGCCGGUUUAUCAAACAACAAGAGAAGGAGCUCCUGAGCAACCACCGACCAACGUAGAGUGUCGCGGGGCAUCUUCCACGUCGCUACGCGUGUCGUGGCAACCCAUCGCUACUCAUGGCGCUUCUCUGCUAGGCUAUUCCAUUUAUUAUACUACUGAAGAUGGAUCAUGGCAAAACAUGACUUCACCUCACACGGAGGUAUACCUGCAGGCGCUAUUGAAGUACAACAACUACACUAUCAAAGUGGCUGGUUUCUCUAACUACGGCAUGGGGCCAUUUUCAUACCCAGUCGUUUGCACUACCUUACAGGAUGUACCCGGACCUCCGCCAGAAAUAAAAGUACUUGUAUCAUCGCAGACGUCUCUUCUCGUGAGCUGGAAGCGACCGAUACAUCCCAACGGCGAAAUCACGCACUACACUGUCCAUGUCAAGCCGGUUUCCAGUACGAGUUCCCCACAAAAUUAUCGAGUGGAAGCGACACAAGAGUCUAACUUGUCAAGACACUUGACGUUCCCAAUAUCAGGAUUAGCCACCGGGAAACAGUACGAAGUGUUUGUGAAUGCCCAUACUGUGGCCGGCGAAGGAGCGGCCAGCAACAGGGUGCACGCAGAAUUAUCAUCUAAAGUUGUUGCUGGAGUGGCAUCUCUCGGAGGUCCAAUAUCAGUGGGAGUGGGCAGCUCGCUGCUGCUGGUGUGCCAGUGCGUGGGCGUGCCGCCGCCGCGCACCGUGUGGUACCACAAGCACAACAUCAUCACGCACCACCCGCGCUUCACCAGGAACCAUGACGAUAGUCUGCUCAUCAAUAAUAUAGACCAAUCUCUAAGCGGCAAUUACACAUGCCUGGCGAAGAACCUGUACGGAUCGGACUCGGUGUCAUACGGCGUGUUAGUCUUGCCGACCCCGGAACCGCCGGCGGUACGUGCCGAGCCGCACAAGCACGCGAUGCGGCUGGUGUGGGAUGUGCCAAGGGCAGCUGGCAAACUGCAGAAAAUAACUUACAACUUAUCUUGGAAAGAAGCGAACGGGUCAUGGCAGGACGCGUGGUUAGAGAAGGGAACCAUUAUCCAGGGCGCCCAGGAGUACACGCUGCAGGGCCUGAAGUGCGGCACGAAGUACGCGCUGCGGAUGACCGCGGCCAACAGCGUGGGCGCCAGCCAGCCGGCUUACAUCGACGCCACUACCCUAGGAGGAGUACCUGUUGCUCCAACCAGCACUGAAUGGUUUUGGAGUAAUUCCUCCCAUAUUUUCAUACAGUUGAGUGGCUGGGACGACAAUGGUUGUGAAAUCAUUAAAUGGGAGGUGGAAUAUAGAGAAUUUACAAGUAAAGUUUGGAAGAAGACCGAGAACCGACUCCCAUCGUUGGACCAGGUUUGGAAUCACUACGCCGCUACUUCAGUGCUAAACCAGCCGAACUCUUUUGUGAUAGCCGAUCUUAGCCCAGCACAAUGGUACCAGAUCAAAAUAACUGCUGAAAAUUCCGCCGGUGCAACUACUUCAAUAUUUUCUUUUGCUACGACUACUUUAUUAGGAGAAUCUAUAGGGCCGCCCUCGGAUUUCCUAGACCUCAACAUGUUGGUCAUCAUCUGUAGCUCUAUUUUGUUAACAAUUUGUACGUUUACCUGCAUCUACAUACUUAUCAAAAGACACAACCAGCAGCGCAUGACCGAAUACCGAAACUCUUUGACGGCCGAGUGCAAGUCUGAGCGCAGCAACGUUACCGUUAACACGCCACAGAGCGUCCCCACUGAAAUGAACAACAGGGUUUACAGUACUCCAGUACAUUUGACUGCUGAUAGCAAGCAUGAACUGUACGAAAUAAGUCCGUACGCGCAGUUCGCGAUCGGCUUCAGAACCUUCGGGCAUGUGGACAACCAAGAAGUCCCAAGUAGAGUGCAUCUACCGAGCAACAGCAAAUCGCGAUAUGAUAGCGAAACAAGUUUUCAAAUGCGCUCCGAAUCUGAAGAAAGUGAUUGCAUAUCACGGACAACUACAUUAAAAAGCGUUCCAAGAAAAGGCUGUAGAGUUCCGCAUCAUAGGUAGCCGACGCCUACAUUAAACUAGUCAACAAAAUAAUUAUAUCCCAAAAGGUUGUGUUGCCAAACUCACAACGAGUUUUGGAUAUUAGGUACUUUCAUAAAACAAAUGCAAAUAAGGUAACUAUAAUGGUUUAAGGUGCAGUGAGUUCAGGUCCUCUUCCGAACGCAGCUCGCCGAGCACUCAGCGGACGGCCGUGCGUGGCUGGGAUUGCGAAUAUCAUUGUUAUUAAAUUAUUAGUUUUAGUUAUUUUAUCUACACACUGUAUACACAUAUCAUAAACCCUCUAUGAAUCCUCCAAAGUCCGUAAAUAAUGGCUAACAUUACGAUAAGCUGUUUUGUUACAACAAAUUUCUUAUCUGUGAUGAUGUUGUAAUAGCUUCAUAACUACAUCAAAAUUGAUGUGGUUAUACAUUCAAAUUUGGAACACCUCGAAAAAAAAAGCAAUUCGAUUUGACCUCUAUUCUAAUAUUAGUCGAGAUGCCUUUUUGUUCUAAAUGAAAUGUCAAUUGCUACAAUUUUGACAUAUCUCGCAUGUUAAUUUGUAUCGAAUGAUACGGAAAUAGGCCCCCGACUCUAGUUUGUCUGUGAAUUAAAAAAAACUACGAAUGCGUGACAUGCGUGAAAAAAGUUUUCUUUUACCGCCAUUUGACUUACAGUUAUCUUUUAAUUAGUUUUAAGUAUAAAAUUAAUAUGUUUUGUUGUUUUUAAAGUAACUAUUGCAAAAGGGUCGUGUAAAAUGAGCGAUAAAAUUAUUUCAGUGACGCCAACAAAUAUUCGCGAGUUCCGCCAAGAGAGCAAAGAUGCUCAACGUUGGCUGUAAUUUGGGUUAGUGAAUAUAUCAUAAAAAGUUUAUAAUAUGUGUGUAGAUAAAAUAGUGUAUGUAACUGUAUAUAAUUAGGCAUCAAA